AUGGGGACUGUACCAGAUCCUCUGAGGUCUGCCAAGCGUCCACUGGUCACCGCUUCCGAGGAGGAAAACGACCUGAAAAGGUUGCAGUCCUCUAAACACCAGCACAAGCAAGCGAGCAUAGAGAGCAACAGUAAUGGAUUUCCUUUCACUGCCAAGGUGCAACCCACUGGAGAUCGCCUGCUUGAAGGGAACUGUGGGGAGAAAGCCGAUGCUGCAACGGGCGAACGGCAUUGUGGGUAUGACACUGGGAAAACAAGAAUGUUUUCUCCUGGGUCUUCCAGCCCAUCCAAAGAAGGCUGCCUAGCAGUUCUGGAGCCGGGGAAUAACUCUGAGCGGGAAAGCAGUAGUGAUGCCGGAGCUCAAGGCCAAGACCCAGCAAAAGAACAUGCUGCAGUCAAGGCACCUGCUACCCAGGAAGCCAAUGAAAUUGUGCCAAGUGGUGCUGGAGGGCAACUCUGCAGUGCAGCAGAUAAGGCAAGCUCUCUGCCUGGAGGUGGUGGUGGCAGAGUCACAGAGAGCACAGCUCAUGGCAGGUCUUCUCCUCCUUCAGAUGCCCAGCAAGCUGAUCCAACCACAAAGGAAAUUGUGGGUGAAAGGAUUGGUCCCGAAGUGAAGCAGGUGCCAGACUCAGCAAAGGAACUGGAGCCUGUCUCUGAUCUUGCGCUGAAGGCCCACGGUUGCUCGGAUGCAGAGCCAAAGGGCUCAAAGGAGGCAGGCUCAAGAACUUCACCAGAGAUGGUCCCCAAACCCAGCCUUGGGAGCACACCACAGCCUUCGUGCGGUGACAAGGCUGCGGAGAAGGUAGGGCCUGAGCCCUCUGAGCUGAAGGACACAGGGACCAUGAUGAUGCAACCUGAGGGUGGGGAGUUGGCCAUCAGGACCCAUCAGGAUGCUGGGGUGCAGGCUGUAGCCAGCAUGGAAAGCAGAUCAGCGUCCACCAGCCCAAGCAUCUUUGCUGCAUUCUUACGGGAAAACAUGCCUCCCCAGGCAACACAGAAACAAGAGCAGUUGCACAUUAUUUACACAGGAGCCGGUGGGGAGGAGCAGUCGGAAAUCGUCGAUGACUUUGCGGCGCUUGUCCAGACAGCUGUGUCUGCUGCCACCGUGACCGAAGCCCAUAUCCAGGCAGCAGCUGCAGUAGACGAGGGGUUGGCAGUUCAGGCUGUCAAACUUCAAGAGGGCACAGCAGGCACUCCUGAUACAGCCCACUCGACUUUGUCAGGCAACGCGAUGUAUCCCUGCCCUGACGGUGUGCAAGAAACGUCGUCCAAGGUGACAGAAGCACAAACAGCAAAUGCAGCCAGCCAGCACAGCAUUGCUUCCCAGCAGUUGCCGGACGCUUCAGUCAUGCUGAAGACAGCACCGAUUGACCAGAUUACUGUCAAUGGCAGCGCUUCCCCGCACCCCGUGCGCAGCGAAACCAAGCUACCUCCACCUUCUGCUCUGCCAGGAAUCAAUAGCAAACCUCAGCAUCUUGGACCCUCCUCUGUUGCGGAAAGCCAACAGACGCCUCCAGCCUCCUGCAGCAUAUCUGAACAAGACAAGGCUCUCCGCACCGCUGGCGGCACUCCCGAUAGCGGGUGCAGAGAGCAGCUGCGCACUGAGACGGUUAGGAGUCUUGAGACGGUUCCAGCCAGCCUCCACGUGGACGUCAAACCAAAGGGGGAAGGGAAAUCCAUCCCUCUCAGUCCGAAGGAACAGGGGACAACUAACACUCCAGCAGUGGCUACUGCGCCCCCGACUGUGUGUGCCCCAGCCACAGCAAAAAUUGAGCAGGAUAAACUUCCAGACAAAGAGGCAAGAGGAUUUGGCAUUCAGAAUCUGGAAGCUGAGUCUGGGUUGAGUAGAAAUUCUGGCCCUGGCCUAGGAACCAAAAGCAACAGAACUAAGAAGGGAGAGAAGGGCAGUCUUUCAGCCUCUCCCGCUUUGCCCUUGCAAAAGCUGGGCGAGAAGAAGAAGGAAGGAAAACCUGCCGCGGAGGGCAAAGGGCACCUGAAGCAGUCUAAGCGCGUCCGGGAUGUCGUGUGGGACGAGCAGGGCAUGACUUGGGAGGUUUACGGGGCCUCUCUUGACCCUGAGUCAUUGGGGGUCGCCAUCCAGAAUCACUUGCAGAGGCAGAUUAGAGAACACGAAAAACUGAUUAAGGCCCAAAACAGCCAGACCCGGAAAUCUGUUUCUUCGGAUACAUCUUCAAAUAGAAAACUUAAAGGGAGGCAGCACAGUGUUUUCCAGUCCAUGAUGCAGAAUUUCAGGCGCCCCAAUUGCUGUGUUCGCCCUGCUGCUUCCUCUGUGUUGGAUUGA
Messenger RNA from Podarcis lilfordi (Lilford's wall lizard), 2301 nucleotides. NCBI's taxonomy places the organism in Eukaryota, Metazoa, Chordata, Lepidosauria, Squamata, Lacertidae. The record is from the annotation of a GenBank genome assembly.